GGAGCUCAGAAUCACUUCCACCUUUUCCAGUGAAGUAAGAGCAGCACAGACUGGGUUUAGCCUGCUCCCUGAGAACAUGUACAUGGGAAGGAUGGAUCUGCAGGCCUGCAUUCUCUUGUGGAUCAUCUGUUUUAAUGUUUCCAAAGGUUUAACUUUGAACCCUACAGAGAUAAUGUUCAACACUACAGCUACCACAGAUACAAGGAAUGUGACGACUCCAAGUCCAACCCCAUUAGCAGCAUCUACAGCAGCCAAUGUAGAAACAUCAACACAGACAACAAACAAGGCUACAUCGUGUCCCUCCACUUGGACUGUAACCCCCACUCUACAAUCAGCAGUCACUUCAGCUCUGUCAGGGCCUUCCUCAACCACAAUAGGGCAUUCUAGUUCUAGCUUCAUUAAUGUGAUUAAAGGAAACGAAGACGGCAAACCGAACACUAUGACUGAGCCGCUGCACAGCAAACCGAACACUACGACUGAGCCACUGCAGAACACAUUGAACACUACGGCUAGCAGUUUUACAUCCUCUCCAGGGCCUGUUACCUCCAGUGGUACUGAACCAUCUAUAAGCUUUGGGUCUACAGGAAGUUCAACCUUUGAACUAGUGACUACAUCUACGUUGCCCCUGACGACGUACGCAAGAGGCAAUGCAAGAACUGACCGUUCUGGGCUGACAAGUUUAUCAACUCAGACUGAAAACAAAACAUCUUCAUUACUGGCAUCUGCUUUUCCUGCUGAACAACCACAAAACAAUCUCACCAUGUUAGCUUUUGGGGUAAUGAGUCUGAUUCUGAUCCUGAUUGUCGUCAUGGUGAUUCUGGUCACUGUCGUUAAUCUGAGGGGGAAGUGCCACCAAUCUAAGGAAGCCGAAGGUAAAAAGUCUGGAGAUUCGGGUGUGUCUGAAAGCAAUUCUGCUAAUUUAGAAAAAGAAAGCAUAACACUGGUCUCCAUGAAAAGUUUGAACAUAGAGACAGGGAAUGGAAGUGUGCCCGGCAGACUCGCCAAGGAUUUGCUCCACUCAUCGUACAACUAUAGAGAAUGAUGAACACGGAAGAAACUGUCACGAUGUGCACAGUACAAAGUUGGUGUAACUGAUCAGCUUUACAAUCUGAGAAGACGGUUGAUAUAUAUUUCAGCAAACACAGGCUACAAACCAUCACCAUUCCACUGCUUUACAGGGAGUGACUCAGUCAGCUAAUUCACUUUCAUGCUCUUCACCUCUGGACUGGCUGGUGAAAUACGUAUGCUGGUCUGAUCCCACAGCACAUUAGUGUUGAGCUCAAUGUCAGUCUCUGCUUGACAGGAGCCGGGGCUGAAUGAUAGGGUAUUUUCAGUCCGAACUGUGCUCUAGCUGGGAUGGGAAGCUCCUAUAGACUGUAGUCAGUGCCAGUUCUGUGUCAAAAACAUUUCAAUAAAUAAAUACAUAUACAUUA
Molecule: messenger RNA, 1433 nt
Organism: Polyodon spathula (Mississippi paddlefish)
Lineage: Eukaryota; Metazoa; Chordata; Actinopteri; Acipenseriformes; Polyodontidae
Product: endothelial cell-specific chemotaxis regulator-like
Exons: 13
Coding region: 77-1042 (321 amino acids)
Source: RefSeq, a predicted model, not a curated record